AUGCCGGCGACUUCGCCGGAUGGGCGCACGAAGUUGGCUAAACUGAAGCCAAAAGGAAGCCCAGGAAAACUCGCCAACUCUGGGUCUGGAACAGGCUUGCAGUCCGACAUUGAUUGGAGGGUUUUUGGACUUGACCUGGAGUCCGGCUCAACCGGUGCUGCCAGAUCACCAGUGCCUCCACCACCGAGGCUUGGAAGUUAUCCCGGCGGCGGGCCACCGAAGCGUAGCACAGCCGGAAUCAAAUUGGAUAGCUUAGACACCCCCGCGGCCUUCGAUUCCGUGGACUUAUCGCACUUGAGAUCUGCUGUGAAGCGAUCGCCUGGUUAUCAGGAGCAGCUGCCAUCACUCCUCAAUCUGCUAGAAGAACGAGGGGUGGACUAUGGUCGGCCCAACCUGGAUCGGGAUGUGCAGCUCCCUUUGGAGGCCUUUGAGGACACGACCAUGUGGACUCGAACGCCAGAGGAGUGGCAGCUGCUAAUGCGCGACCUCACGGGUCAAACAACUCCGUUGGCUUGCACGGCGUUGAGGACCAUGGAGGACGGCAGUGGCCGGUGGCAGUCAGCAAGUGUCCUAAGCUGGGACGCAGCUAGCCAGCGCUACAAUGUGAAAUGGGCCAAUGGACAAGAGGACAAGGUCCUCAGCCUCCACGUAUUUUUUGAGGGCGAUGACCCUAUCCUUUUUGCGGACCGUUUGAAACAGGCACUACAGAAUCGGAGAUAUGCAAACAGCCUCCUCAAGUAUCACUUUUUUGUCGACAGUAUGCCAGAAGAUCAUUCCCGGAAGAUUGGUCGCGAGUCAGUGGCACGGAUUUCCAAGCUGGCAAAGGGUAUGCUGUGGGAUGCCAACAGCGAAUUUGCCGACAAGCUGAAUGGCAAGUUGGAGACUUUGUUGCAAGAUGCACAGAAGGAGUAUGUGCGUGUACAAAACUUGAUUACCUUUGAAAAGGUGCGCAGCCAAGGGAACCUCACAGUUCUUCCCUCAGACCUAGUGUUGCCGCCACCUCCGGAAGCAUCUCCUGUUCCCUUUUUGGCCGUGAAGGUUCUACCUUCUUGGGACACCAAUACCAUGGGCGCUCCGGAUCCACAAGUCCCACGUGGCUUCCGGCAAGCCUUUGAGUGGUUUUGCAAGGCCUCCUUGGUCAUUCGGCCAGAGGUUUGUGCUGCCUUGCAGGUGACCAGAGGGAUGUGUCUGGAUUUGCUCACUGAGAAGGUCUUUGAGACGAACUUCAACACAGCCUUGCGCCUCCAGGAAUUCUCCGAAAGACAGGAGGCCUCCAUAAUGCGCCUCAAAGGUCGACUGGGGAUGUGGGUGAACACCAUCCGCAUGCGAAUAACACAGUGCUUGCAGCAGGCAACAGUGAAGUGGUAUCACUUGAACGAGACAUCCAUUGAGAACUACAAGGCAAGCCGUUUGCGGCCAAUGCUUGUUUGCAGUGGUCUCAUGAUGUCAAAUGCCUUUUUGCUGCUGGCCGAGGAGAAUCUCUACUCCUUCGUCCAAGUGCUGGAAGGCCUCACCCCAUUACGGGUUGAUCUCACAAAAGACAGACAUGUCUUGCGAACCUUGCGCAACAUUGUGCGACCAGAUCCCAACAAAGAGGAAAUCGCCGUGGAGCCUAGCUUCAAGAAGGCGCUCUUUAAGGUAGAAAUUGUAGUCAAUCCUCAGAUUGCGGCCAAAGCAGCUGCAGCAGCAGAAGCCGCCGCUGCCGCAGCGGCAGAUGACAAGAAGAAAGAUGAUAAGAAAGGAAAAGAGAAAGGGAAGGAAGAAGAAAAGAAACCAGAAGAGCCUCCCAUGUUGCACUUCUCUUACAAGACUGACCUUGGGGAGUUUAAGCAGGUAGUGCUCAGCAUGUUCGAAAAGGGCAUGUCUUCUUUCAGAGAUGUUCACAGCAUUGAGAGCGUGCUGCUACCCCAUUUGAUUCGUGACCAUCAUCUGGACCCUAUCUUCUCACCAAGCGACGCUUGGGUCGAAGAACUCCGCGUGCGUUUAGAGGAGACCAUGGCCAAGCAGGAGCCGUGGCUACAAGACAUUCUGCAAUCCUUGGAGAGCUUCAAGGACGUUGUCCUUAUGGAUCCAGAGGCCGCGGCUGCCCGCCUGCGUGCGGAGCCACAACCGCCCGCACAGGUCAAGGCAAUGAUCGAAGAGAGGAAGGAGCGAAUCAAGCAGAUUCAAGAGUCUAUUCCGGAUGACAAGGAAUCCAUCACGAUUGGCUUCUAUCGCAUUGAGUCUGGUGGCAUCCGCAACCAACUCAUUGAGAAAUUAGAGACGUCAAUGCAGCUCUUGCUCAAGUCUCUAGCAGAGACGUUGGAGGUCAACAUUCAUGAAGCCACAGUGGCCUUCGAAGGCAUUUUCACCAAACUCCAAACACAGGUUGCAACGAUUGAAGAGUGCUCUGACAUGAAGGACUUCUUGAAGUCGAUCCCCAACGAGCUGACCAAGCUUGCGGGUGCAGUGAAUGAGGCGAUGCAACUUACAGACUUGGUUGAGGACCUCCGCUACGAGCUCCCGGCCGAAACCCUGGAAGCUCGUUGGGAGAUGUUUGGCUCAUCUGGUCUUGUCAAGUCCAGGGCAGCCAAAUGCAUGGAGUACCUGAACACUCAACACGAUUCCUUCCUGCAGUCUCAAGAGUCAGAACAGAAGGAGUUUGAUCAAAGACUUGUGAGACUGGAGGAGGUGAUCGAAGGUUUCUCCCAGUACAAGGAUCUUGGCCAAGUCAGAGAAGUUGCUGAGAAGGUGCGGGCAACAUCUGAAGAGAUCAAGCAGUGCCAGGACUUGGUUCGGCUCUACAACUCUCGAGAGGUGCUGUUUGAUCGGGACCAGACGGACUACUCGAACCUUCAGACCAUGAUCAAAACCUUUGAGCCCUACAACAACCUUUGGAAGACUGCUGGAGAUUGGGUGAGCAACAAAGAGGCCUGGCUCGGGGGCCCCUUCGAUGAAAUCGAUCCUCGAUAUUGUGAGAAUGAGGUGACAAACGGCAUCCGGCUUCUUUUCAAGACCAUCCGCACUCUCAAAGAGAACGAAGAGACAAAGUCCAUCUGCGGCAUUGCAGAGCAAAUCAAGACCGAGUUGGAAGAGUUCAAGCCCAAUCUUCCCCUGGUGACUGGCCUUCGCAAUGAGGGAAUGCGCCAGCGUCACUGGGAACAGAUUUCCGAGAAGUCAGGCGUGCAGGUUGGGCCUGGCAUGGAUGGAGGCUUUACUUUGCAGAGGAUGUUGGACGCCGGGCUAUUGAACUUCGCCAACGAGGUCGCAGAAGUCGGUGAUCGAGCGGGCAAGGAGUAUGGCCUUGAGAAGACCUUGAACAAGAUGAAGGCAGACUGGGAACCGUUGAACUUUGAUCUCUCGGAGAAGUACAGGAAAACUGGCACCUAUGUUUUGAAAGGAGAUGGAGAGGCGAUGGUCCUGCUGGAUGAGCACAUUGUCACCACACAGGCCAUGAUGUUCUCCACCUUCAAAGGACCUUUCGAGGAAGACAUCGAUGAGUGGAAUACAAGGCUCAUGCGCGUGUCAGAGACCUUGGAAGAAUGGCUCAAGUGCCAGAAAGCUUGGAUGUAUCUUCAGCCAAUUUUCGAUUCGGAUGACAUCAUGCGACAGCUCCCGACAGAAGGGAAGCGCUUCAAACACGUCGAUGCGACAUGGCGCCAGGAGAUGAUCAACACCAGGGAGAACCCCAAGAUCAUCGACAUUUGCGCGACUGAAGGGCUGCUGGAAAAGUGGCGAGAAUGCAAUAUCACACUGGAUAUGGUGCAGAAGGGCUUGGAGGACUAUCUUGAGACAAAGAGGAAUGGCUUUGCCCGUUUCUACUUCCUUUCGAAUGAUGAGCUCCUGGAGAUCCUUUCGCAGACCAAGGACCCGACUCGAGUGCAACCAUUCUUGUCCAAAGUCUUUGAAGCCAUGUCCAAAGUGAACUUCACGCCCGACAAUGAGGUCGUAUCCAUGAUCUCACCAGAAGGCGAGACCGUUGAGAUGGUCGCCCCGGUUGUGACCCACCAAAAGGCCGUUGAAGUCUGGAUGGGUGACCUGCAAGAUGGAAUGUGCAUGGCAAUCCGCAAUGCUUUAGAAGUUGGGAUCAGCACCUAUCCAACAAUGGACCGUACCGACUGGGUGCUGGCCAAUGCUGCACAAAUUGUCCUGAAUGGAUCGCAAGUGUUUUGGACAUCAGAAGUGGAAGAAGCCUUCGAUGGAAACGUGUUGGAAGACUAUGCGAAGAAGCUUUCACAGCAGAUCCUGGAUUUGAUUAUGCUCCUCCGCAAGGGCGUGAACAAGCUGCAGACAAAGACCAUGAACGCACUGAUCGUCAUUGAUGUCCAUGCCAAGGAUGUUAUUUGGGGCUUCGUUGAGCAGCAGGUGAAGGACAAGACCUCCUUCGAAUGGAUCUCUCAGCUCCGCUACUACUGGGAAGUCGAUGACCGCCAGCAGGAGAAUAUGUGGGUGAAGUGUGUUCAGACUUCCUUCCCAUAUGGAUAUGAGUACUUGGGCAAUUCCAUGCGCUUGGUGAUCACGCCUCUGACAGACAUGUGCUACAUCACUUUGAUGGGCGCGCAAUCACUUAGCCUUGGUGGUGCACCAGCUGGCCCGGCUGGCACCGGAAAGACUGAGACAACCAAAGACUUGGCAAAGGCCCUGGCUAAGCAGUGUGUGGUCUUCAACUGCUCACCAGAGAUGGACUACAUUAUGGUCGGGAAGUUCUUUAAAGGUCUAGCCUUUUCUGGUGCCUGGUGCUGCUUCGAUGAGUUCAACCGGAUUAACAUUGAAGUGCUGUCCGUCAUUGCACAGCAGCUUAUGGUACUCUUCGGUCGCAAAGCAGAGCUUGGCAGCUACAACGAAACGGUCGAGCUUGAGUUUGAAGGAACGUUGAUUGUCAUGAAGCCGACCUUCAACGUCUUCAUCACCAUGAAUCCAGGCUACGCCGGUCGUGCAGAGCUUCCAGAUAACUUGGCCGCCCUUUUCAGACCAGUGGCAAUGAUGGUCCCUGAUUAUGCUUUGAUCGGCGAGAUCAUGUUCUAUGCCUAUGGCUUCACGGAAGCGAAGGUGCUGGCCAAGAAGAUGGUUACGACCUUUACUUUGUCGUCUGAGCAGCUUUCCUCGCAGUUCCAUUAUGACUACGGCAUGCGAGCGGUCAAGAGUACGAUUGAGAUGUGCGGCAAGCUGAAGCGGGAGGUUGGUGACUUGCCAGAAGACCAGAUCACCCUUCGCGCCUUGAGAGAUGUGAACGUGCCCAAGUUCCUCAAGGACGACUUGCCCCUCUUCGAGAACAUCAUCUCUGACCUGUUUCCCGAAACGGAUCGCCCUGUUGUCGAGUAUGGCAACUUGACCCCGGUGAUGGAAGCCUGUGGGAAGGAGCAGAACUUGCAGCUCACAGAGAACUUUACUAUCAAGGUGGUGCAGCUGAUCGACACCAUCGGAGUGCGGCAUGGAUUGAUGCUUGUCGGGCCCACGGGAGGUGGUAAAACAUGCAAUUAUCGCUUGCUACAAGCCACUUCCAUUGCCAUGUGUGAGGCUGGUGAUACGAAGUAUCAGAAAGUGCAGACACACAUCCUGAAUCCCAAGUCCAUCACCCAGGCACAGCUGUAUGGCGCCUUCGAUGAAGUCACACGGGAAUGGUCUGACGGCGUGGCGAGCGAGUGUGUGCGCACAGCCGUGGCAAGCGGCAAGUCGGGAUGCCCCGACAAUCAUUGGGUCAUUUUCGAUGGACCGGUGGAUGCUCUUUGGAUUGAGUCCAUGAACACUGUGUUGGAUGACAACAAGAAGCUUUGCCUCACCUCGGGUGAAAUCAUCUCCCUGACGCCACAGAUGAGGUCUUGGUGUGAGCGCCUGCCCUCGACGUUUAAGCCGGACCGCAGAUUGAGUCUUCUGAAGUUGGAAGAUUUCACCCUUCCCAUGAUCCGAACUGUGCGGAAGCAGUGCAAGGCGAACGAGGGCAACUCGCUCCUUGACUGCUACUUUGCCAACUACAUCCCCACAGAGGCAAGAACUCCAAGUCCAGAUGAGAUCAGCAAGCUUCAGCAGCGGCCCCAGAGUGAGUAUGACUACAUCUACGAGCUUGAGGUAGCGAUGGAACCGGUUUCGCUGAACAUGUGCCUGAGCCCUCCCGCUGGCAAGAAGAACGUGAUUUUUAUUGAUGACCUGAACAUGCCCAAGAAGGACCGCAUGGUGGACCAGCAGUUUUCAUCACUUUGGAAGAACGGUGCCUUCCAGUUGUUGGCGCCCAAUCAGUCGCAGGAGUAUUAUGGAGCACAGCCGCCCAUCGAACUGAUCCGUCAAUGGAUGGACUACAAUGGCUGGUAUAACCGCAAGGAGACCGCUGCGGGUCGAAUCAGCGGACGCACCGAGAUUUCAGGACGCUUGAAGAGGCAUUACAAUGCUGUCGUGGCAGCAGACAUGUCUCGUGACUCCAUUUUCGGCAUCUUCUCAACGAUUCUGGACUACUUCCUGCAACAAGGGAAGCUGGACCAUCAGCUGAGCACGUCCUUUGGUGUUGACCCUGUCUUGGUCUUUGACAAGGAGCGGAUGGUCUUCGCAGACUUCAUGAGCCAAUCUGGAGAACGUGUGUAUUUGGAGGUGGAUAGCAUGGGGGGCUAUGAAGACGGCUUUCUGGAUGACUACAACAACAUGUUCUCUGUGCCAAUGCCCCUGGUGAUGUUCGCGGAUGCCUGUGAGCAUGUCGCUCGUGUCUGUCGGGUCUUGCGGCAGCCCAGCGGCAAUGCCUUGCUCUUGGGUGUGGGUGGAUCCGGUCGGCAGUCUCUUUCACGCCUGGCCAGCUUCAUGUCUGAAUAUGAUAUCUUCCAAAUUGACGUUGUGAAGGGAUAUGGCAUGACGGAGUUCAAGGAUGACUUGAAGACAUGCCUCAUGAAGUGUGGCAACGAGCAGAAGCCGACCACCUUCCUCUUUGCGGACACGCAGAUUGUGAACGAGCAAAUGGUAGAGGCCAUCAACAAUGUCUUGAACUCGGGUGAUGUUCCCAACCUCUACAAAACCGAGGACCCCAGCCUCACUUGA
Messenger RNA from Durusdinium trenchii, 6996 nucleotides. Lineage: Eukaryota; Dinophyceae; Suessiales; Symbiodiniaceae. The record is from the annotation of a GenBank genome assembly.